This is a messenger RNA of Nerophis ophidion (straightnose pipefish), 4408 nucleotides long. It is a transcript of the gene clcn6, whose product is annotated as chloride channel 6. Gene Ontology annotation, cellular component: intracellular membrane-bounded organelle; lysosomal membrane. The record is from RefSeq and is a predicted model, not a curated record. The transcript has 23 exons. The coding region runs from base 92 to 2680 and encodes 862 amino acids. Gene Ontology annotation, biological process: chloride transport; transmembrane transport. Gene Ontology annotation, molecular function: voltage-gated chloride channel activity. NCBI's taxonomy places the organism in Eukaryota, Metazoa, Chordata, Actinopteri, Syngnathiformes, Syngnathidae.
GUGAAGGCAGCGCGGUGACAGCGGAAGCAAGAUGGCGUGUUGCGUUUUUCCUUGUGGGCCGUGAAGGCAGCGCGGUGACAGCGGAAGCAAGAUGGCGUGUUGCGGGAACUGUUUGGGCUUGCGACGCUGCAGUGAAGAAGCAAGCCGCACGCCCGAGGAACUGACAAUUCUUGGAGACAUCCAAGAUGAAGAAGAUGAGAUUCUGCCAAGGAAGGACUAUGAGAGCCUGGAUUACGACCGAUGUGUCAGUGAGCCCUACGUGGAGGUUCUGGAGGGAAUGGACAACAAGAAAGCCAAAAAGUAUGAAGCUCUACGAUGGAUGAUGGUGUUCUGGAUCGGAGCGUCUGUUGGAUUGGUGGGUUUGUUUGUGGAUUUCUUUGUACGCUUCUUCACCAAACUCAAGUUCUCCUUGGUCGGUGCUUCUGUGGAAGCGUGCAGUGAGAAGGGCUGCCUCCCUCUGUCUCUGCUGGAGCUGCUGGCUUUCAACAUGACCUUCGUGCUCAUUGCCAGCGUGCUGGUCCUCAUCCAGCCUGUAGCUGCUGGUUCGGGGAUUCCAGAGAUCAAAAGUUACUUAAACGGAGUGAAGAUUCCCGAGAUCGUCCGUUUACGAACCUUUUUCUGCAAAGCUGUCGGAGUUGUGUUCAGCGUCGCCGGAGGUCUCUUUGUGGGCAAAGAAGGUCCAAUGAUACACAGUGGAGCCAUCUUGGGAGCCGGCCUUCCUCAGCUCCAAAGCAUCACUUUUAGGAGGAUCAAAUUCAACUUCCCCGUCUUCCGAAGUGACAGGGACAAGCGGGACUUUGUGUCAGCCGGUGCCGCCGCUGGGGUCGCGGCUGCCUUCGGGGCCCCCAUCGGGGGAACCCUCUUCAGCCUAGAGGAGGGUUCCUCUUUCUGGAACCAGGCCCUCACCUGGAAAGUGCUCUUUUGCUCAAUGUCGGCGACAUUCACCCUCAACUUUUUCCGUUCCGGUAUCAACUUUAAUAAGUGGGGCUCCUUCCAGCUUCCUGGCCUGCUCAACUUUGGAGAAUUCAAGUGUCCCGACGGAGAUAAAAAGUGCCACCUGUGGACAGCAGUGGACCUGGCCUUCUUUGUCCUGAUGGGGAUAGCGGGUGGCCUGCUGGGGGCGCUCUUCAACUGCAUGAACAAGAACCUUGCCAAGUACCGCAUGAGACACAUCCACCCCAAGGCCAAGUUCAUAAGGCUGAUAGAGAGUCUGCUGGUUGCCAUGGUGACCUCACUGGUUGUAUUUGCUGCGUCCUUGUUGUUGGGGGAGUGCAGGGACUUGUACUCCCCCAACAGCCACAACACAACACUGUCUGCGGGCCAGGACAUCAACUCCACCAUCCGACACUUCUUCUGCCCCAACAAGACUUAUAACGACAUGGCCACGCUCUUCUUCAACCCACAGGAAGCUGCCAUCCACCAGCUGUUUCACCAGGAUGGUACGUUCAGCCCCGUGACUCUGUCAGUCUUCUUCCUGCUCUACUUCCUGUUGGCGUGUUGGACCUACGGUGUGUCCGUACCCAGCGGUCUCUUUGUGCCUUCACUGCUCUGCGGGGCCGCCUUUGGACGCUUGGUUGCCAACAUCCUUAAAGUGAAGCUGGGCAUGGACAUCUACGCCGGGACCUUCGCCCUCAUUGGAGCGGCUGCGUUCCUGGGGGGAGUGGUCCGGAUGACCAUCAGUCUGACCGUCAUCCUCAUCGAGUCCACCAACGAGAUCACAUACGGGCUCCCCAUCAUGAUCACCCUGAUGCAGGUGGCCAAGUGGACCGGAGACAUGUUCAACAAGGGCAUCUAUGACAUCCACAUUCAGCUGAGGGGAGUGCCGCUUCUGGACUGGGAGACUGAGGUGGAGAUGGACAAGUUGACGGCCAGCGACAUCAUGGAGCCCAACCUGACCUACGUGUACCCGCACACCCGCGUCCAGUCCCUGGUCAGCAUCCUGCGGACUACCAUUUAUCACGCCUUCCCCGUGGUCACCGAGAAUCGCCAGAACGAGCGGGACUUCAUGAAGGGAAACAUCCUGGUCAGCAACAACAUCCACUUCAAGAAAUCCAGCAUCGUGUCGCGUGCCGGCGAGCAACGGCGCCGCUGCCAGUCCAUGAAGUCCUACCCCUCCAGCGAACUCAGGAACGUGUGCGACGAGCAGGCAGCUGUGGUAGAGCCGGCCGGGGAGGGAGAGGACCUCUUCCAGCAGAUGUUGGACAGGAGGCAUAUGCCGUACCCCAACCUGUGCCCAGACCAGUCCCCCAGCGAGGAGUGGACCAUGGAGGAGCGUUUCCGACCGCUGACCUUCCACGGCCUCAUCCUGCGCUCUCAGCUGGUCAACCUGCUCAUGAGAGGCGUCUGUUACGCUGAGAACCAGUCGAGUGCCAGCCAGCCCAGGUUGACGUACGCGGAGAUGACAGAAGACUACCCCCGCUACCCCGACAUCCACGACCUGGACCUGACCCAGCUCAGCCCCCGCAUGAUCGUGGACGUGACUCCUUACAUGAACCCGUGUCCUUACACCGUGUCGCCCAGCACCCGCAUCUCGCAGGUCUUCAACCUCUUCAGGACCAUGGGCCUGCGACAUUUACCUGUGGUCAACGCCGUGGGAGAAAUGGUGGGCAUCAUCACCAGACAUAACCUGACCCACGAGUUCCUCCUGGCCAAACUUCGACAACAUUCCAUCACCAUUUAACGGCCUUACGUUUCUUCACUUCUUCAACGCUCUUUUCCCACCAUUCCACUCGCCAAGAAGGUCCAGCUACAGUCGAGGUACCAAGCAGACGUCUGUGAAAAACAAUGUGAGCGUUGGACCUCAAAGCGAAUGCUCUUGACGGAUAGAUACCAAAACGUGCUGGUUCAGGGAUGGCUGCUAAGUUUGCUACUUUUACAGGAGCCAACAAAACCAGCCUCUUUGAUUGAAAAGCGCUCGAAAGCAAUCCUCUGCUUUCCCAUAAUGCACUAGCUCGAUGCUAAUGUGCAUUAGAUACGCCAUAUACAUGCUACUGAUUAGCAUUAGCAAUUUUACAUGGCGACGUCAACACCUCCGUGUUUAGGUGUGUAAAAAGUACAAUAUUUACAGUAUAAACACUUUGUAGGACCCAACAAAGGACGAGACUGAGACAUUUAACGUCAUGGCAAAGACUACUUCUCAAAGCGAAUGCUCUUGACGGAUAUAUACCGACACUUGCUAGUUUAGGGAUGGCUACUAAGUUUGGUACUUUUGCAGGAGCCAACAAAACCAACCUCUCUGAUGGAAAAGCGCUCCAAAGCAAGCCUCCACUUUCCCAUAAUGCACUAGCUCGAUGCUAAUGUGCAUUAGAUAGGCCAUGUACAUGCUACUGAUUAGCAUUAGCAAUUUUACAUGGCGACGUCAACACCUCCGUAUUUGGUAAGUGACAGUGUGUAAAAAGUACAAUACUUACAGUACAAACACUUAGGACAAGACUAGAACAUUUAACAUCAUGGCAAAGACUACUUCUCAAAGCGAAUGCUCUUGACGGAUAGAUACCUACACAUGCUACUUUAGGGAUGCUACUAAGUUUGGUACUUUUACAGGAGCCAACAAAACCAACCUCUCAGAUGGAAAAGCGCUCCAAAGCAAGCUUCCACUUUCCCAUAAUGCGCUAGCUCAAUGCUAAUUUGCAAUAGAUACGCCUUAUGCAUGUUACUAAUUAGCAUUAGCAAUUUUACAUGGCGACGUCAACACCUCCGUGUUUAGGUGUGUAAAAAGUACAAUAUUUACAGUAUAAACACUUUGUAGGACCCAACAAAGGAAGAGACUGAGACAUUUAACGUCAUGGCAAAGACUACUUCUCAAAGCGAAUGCUCUUGACGGAUAUAUACCGACACGUGCUAGUUUAGGGAUGGCUACUAAGUUCAGUACUUUUGCAGGAGCCAACAAAACCAACCUCUCUGAGUGAAAAGUGCUCCAAAGCAAGCCUCCACUUUCCCAUAAUGUGCUAGCUCAAUGCUAAUGUGCAUUAGAUAGGCCAUAUACAUGCUACUGAUUAGCAUUAGCAAUUUUACAUGGCGACAUCAACACCUCUGUAUUUGGUAAGUGACAGUGUGUAAAAAGUACAAUACUUACAGUACAAACACUUAGGACACGACUAGAACAUUUAACAUCAUGGCAAAGACUACUUCCUGGCUGCAGCAACACACUGAAAGGAGCGUGUCCUUGCAAGUGAGACUCAGAAGUGUAAGAAAAUAUUAAGAGUGUAAAUGAAAAGAAAAUAUUUGACAAGUCAGCAUGUGUUACAGCAAAGAAAAACACAGCCGGGGCUAAAAAGUGAAAGUAGCCAUCCUUAGUACAGUUUCACAAUUGUACUUUCAUAUUUCUCUCUUCUCAUUAUCACCCAUUAUUAGACUCUUUGUUUGUAUUUACUGAUAUUGCUUUGUUUUAUUAAAGGUGUUGAAAUGA